Molecule: messenger RNA, 986 nt
Organism: Dioscorea cayenensis subsp. rotundata (Guinea yam)
Lineage: Eukaryota; Viridiplantae; Streptophyta; Magnoliopsida; Dioscoreales; Dioscoreaceae
Product: N-terminal acetyltransferase B complex catalytic subunit NAA20
Exons: 6
Coding region: 1-525 (174 amino acids)
Biological process (GO): N-terminal peptidyl-methionine acetylation
Cellular component (GO): NatB complex
Molecular function (GO): protein-N-terminal amino-acid acetyltransferase activity
Source: RefSeq, a predicted model, not a curated record
AUGACAACCAUCCGCAGGUUCUGCUGCGAUGAUCUCCUCCGCUUCGCUCCCGUGAACUUCGACCACCUCACAGAGACCUUCAACAUGUCUUUCUAUAUGACGUACUUGGCUCGCUGGCCGGACUAUUUCCAUGUCGCCGAGGCCCCCGGUGGUCGAAUCAUGGGUUACAUUAUGGGAAAAGUUGAAGGGCAAGGCGAGUCUUGGCAUGGUCAUGUAACUGCAGUAACUGUUGCUUCAGAGUAUCGCAGGCAACAAUUAGCCAAGAAACUCAUGAAUAUGCUGGAGGACAUCAGUGAUAAGAUGGAUAAGGCUUACUUUGUUGAUCUUUUCGUGAGGGCAUCCAACAUGCCGGCCAUAAAAAUGUAUGAAAAGCUUGGAUAUGUAAUCUACCGACGUGUUCUUCGGUAUUACUCCGGGGAAGAAGACGGGUUGGAUAUGCGGAAAGCAUUAUCUCGUGACGUUAAGAAGAAGUCGAUCAUACCCCUGAAAAGGCCUGUAACACCCGAUGAACUUGAAUACGAUUGAUACUUGCACAGGAUGAUGCUUUCAAAACAACUAUAGAACUUUUAUUAUAUACAGUGUUUGUUCGCCGACAUAUAUGAAGUUAUUUUCUGCUGUCAGUUAAACAAUUUUUUGGAAGAGAACCAUAGCAAUGUGCCUGCUGAGAGUUGCUGGUGGGCAGUGAGCAGCAUAGUAAGAGCUCUUUGCCACACUAAGAAAAGUUUGCUUGGUCUUUUUCUCCAAGCCAUUAGAUGAUUUCUGCAGCACAAGCCUAACCAGCUCUUGCAUCUCUGAUUCAACUGCUCUCUCAAUGCUGCUCCUUGUUUCAUCCUGGUCAAAAGUCAGCAUAUGAAUCAUUGAUGAUAAAAACUUGCAGUAACUCCACAAAUUUCAUUUUUGUUUACUCUUUCAUGUCAAUGUGCCAUUUGUUUCACCAAACCAAUUGCAUGAAAAUAUAAAAAUAAAAAUAAAAAGUUUUGGGGUUU